This is a messenger RNA of Schistocerca gregaria, 1187 nucleotides long. Its product is annotated as chaperone protein DnaJ-like. Gene Ontology annotation, biological process: response to heat; protein refolding. The record is from RefSeq and is a predicted model, not a curated record. The transcript has 2 exons. Gene Ontology annotation, molecular function: heat shock protein binding; ATP binding. Gene Ontology annotation, cellular component: cytoplasm. NCBI's taxonomy places the organism in Eukaryota, Metazoa, Arthropoda, Insecta, Orthoptera, Acrididae. The coding region runs from base 52 to 1119 and encodes 355 amino acids.
ACAGGGUUUGAUUGGGUGGGGGUGGUUGAGUGUCGUAGAGAAGUGAGGCGCAUGUCGACGGAGAACGGAAGGGGGUUCGUGGGCAAGACUUCGUACUACGAGGUGCUUGGGGUUGGAGGUGACGCGACGAGACACCAGAUCAAAGAGGCGUAUUACCGCCUAGCGAAGGAGUGUCACCCUGAUGCGGGGAAUCGGUCCGACCACGAGAGGUUUGUCGAGCUGUAUAAGGCGUAUUCUAUUUUGUCUGAUCCAAAGAAGAGGGAGAGGUACGAUUUGUACGGAGAGGAUGCGGAGGAGAUAGAGAUGGUGGACGCCACCGACAUGUUUGAAGAGUUGAACAAGGAGGGUUUGAAGUCUUUUUUUACGGACGAGUUGGAAGACUUGCAGUUUGGCCAUGGGGCGAACGUGGAGGUGAGCGUGAGCGUGAAAUUUAUGGAUGCGAUGACAGGUAAAUGGAAAAUGGUAGCGUACGACUGCCAAGUGCCCUGUCAGGCAUGCGAGGGAACGGGGUCUUCAUCGAAGAGGUCGAGCAUGUGUUACGAGUGUGAUGGGAGAGGCGUAAAAAUAACGUCUGUAGGGGGCGUGAAAAUGUCGACGUCUUGUUCUGAUUGCGAAGGAACAGGUAGAGUCGUGUCUGAUCCCUGUCCGAAGUGCUCUUUAGGCACCAAAUUGAAUUCCAAAAUAAUUGAGGUAUCUGUUCCUGCCGGCGUCGAAGACGGAAUGUACUUGAGGGUCCAGGGAGAGGGACACUGCGGAAAGCGCGGUCUUCCUCCCGGCGACCUGUUCUUAAAAGUUUCUGUUGAGCCUCAUCCGGUUUUCCGUCGAAGUGGCUCUGAGGUUCAUUCUGACGUGUCUAUAAGCUUUGUGCAGGCUUGUCUUGGUGACUCCGUCGCCGUGGAGACCGUUUACGGGCGGAGGACGGUACAAGUUCCCCCUGGUACUCAGCCCGGAUGCACACUCAGGUUGGAACGCCUCGGCGCGCCCGUACUGGGUCAGCCGGACCGCUUCGGGCCCCACAUCGUCCACGUGGCAGUGAGGGUUCCGACUUCGCUCACGCCGUCGCAGAUCGAGGCCCUACAGGCGCUCGACUCGUCGAGCUCUCCCCCGAGCGCGGGGUGACGGACAUGGAGGCGCGCUCGGCCUCCGCGGCACGUCCAGAAACGGUGUAAAUUGCAUUCACAAAAAUA